This is a messenger RNA of Diaporthe citri, 1266 nucleotides long. RefSeq lists its product as uncharacterized. Gene Ontology annotation, molecular function: hydroxymethylglutaryl-CoA synthase activity. Bases 1 to 1266 code for a protein of 421 amino acids. The transcript is spliced from 6 exons. Gene Ontology annotation, biological process: ergosterol biosynthetic process; acetyl-CoA metabolic process. The record is from RefSeq and is a predicted model, not a curated record. Lineage: Eukaryota; Fungi; Ascomycota; Sordariomycetes; Diaporthales; Diaporthaceae.
AUGGCUUACCCAGACAAUGUUGGCAUCAAGGCCAUGGAGAUUUGCGUCCCCAGUCAGUGCUUGGACCAGGCUCUCUUUGAACAGUACCAAGGAGUUUCAGUUGGCAAAUACACCAUCGGCCUUGGUCUAAAGUACAUGAACUAUUGCGACGAUCGAGAAGGCAUGUGUUCUAUUCGCCAUACUUGUUCACUUGCCCUCACGGCCGUCUCCUCCUUGCUCCGUAAAUACAAAAUCGACCCCAAGUCUAUCGGGCGUCUGGAGGUCGGCACCGAGUCCCUCGUAGACAAGGCCAAGUCUGUAAAGACCGUGCUGACCCAGCUGUUCGAGCCAGCUGGCAACACCAGCUUGGAGGGCAUCGACACGGUCAACGCAUGCUACGGUGGCACGAGCGCCCUAUUCAACGCAGUGAACUGGGUUGAAUCCCGCUCAUGGGAUGGCCGCGAUGCCAUCGUGGUGGCCUCGGACAUUGCCCUGUACCGGGAGGCGUCUUCCCGCCCCGCCGGCGGCGCUGGCUGCGGGACCUUCAUGACACACGCGUAUGACUUCUACAAGCCUGACCUCAAGGUUGAGUUCCCGGUGGUUAACGGGCACGAGUCCAUCCGGGCCUACCUGUCCGCGCUGGAUGGCUGCUACAAACGCCUCCGCGAAAAGGCGGAGGAGACGGGUGCUGAGAAGAAUGGCCACACUGUCAACGGUGAAUCAGCAGACAAUCUCCCGGAUCGUUUCGACUACAUGGCGUUCCACGCCCCGAACUGCAAACUCGUCAGCAAGUCAUAUGGACGUCUCAUGUACGAAGAAUCGCUGAGAGGCAAGGAACUCGAGAAACUCUUUGUGACGCUGUCAAAGGACCGCUUCAGGUCGCGAGUCGCGCCGUGCAUCGCAGCGCCCACCCUGUGUGGCAACAUGUACACCGCCAGCUUGUACUGCUCGCUCAUCAGCCUCAUCAUCAACAUCGACCCGAAAGAAGCCAUGGGCAAGACAAUCGGCAUGUUCAGCUACGGAGGUGGAAUCGCCAGCAGCCUGUUCGCCCUCAAGGUGACCGGGGACGUCAGCGACAUGGUGCGCAAGAUCGACCUCAUGGGCAGGCUGGGUCGACGCCACAUCGCCACGCCGGAGGAGUACGAGAACGCUUGUGCGCUCAGGCUCAAGGCUCAUGGUUCCAAAGACUUCCAGCCCGCUGGGGACAUUGCCUCCCUCGCCGCCGGGACGUACUACCUGCAGAGCAUCGACGAAGCCUACCGAAGAACAUAUGCUGUCAAAGUCUAA